GUUGGAAUCUACCAUACAGACAAUAGUGAGCUCAAAUCUAAUGAGAUGACUACUUGGCUCAAGUUCCACAGCAUUCAGCAACAAUUCACUGCUCCAUACAGAUCAGCCUAUAUUGGACAAGUCAAGAGACAGCAUCAUACCUUGAUAAAUAAGGCCUGUGCUAUGUGA
Guyanagaster necrorhizus is the source of this 168-nucleotide messenger RNA. RefSeq lists its product as uncharacterized. The annotation marks the transcript as partial. The transcript has a single exon. Gene Ontology annotation, molecular function: nucleic acid binding. NCBI's taxonomy places the organism in Eukaryota, Fungi, Basidiomycota, Agaricomycetes, Agaricales, Physalacriaceae. The record is from RefSeq and is a predicted model, not a curated record.